CCAAUGUACCCUGGUUCACCAACACCCAAAAAGACCCUAGUGGGACUCCCCGUCCGGAACAUUGACUACGGAUCACUCCACAAGUCUCUCCGUGUCACAGACCGAGAUGUCAAGAGGAACCUCCAACCUCAGUUCCUGGAGAGCCUCGGGAAAAUGUGUCUUAGUUCUAGCGUGAGAUCAGAAGGUGGGUUAAUAGCAGAGGGUAACCAUGGCAACGCUAUUAGUCACUCGGACAACGGAGUAAGAGAUGUCAAGGAACGAGCACAUUCUCCAUUACUUAAUGUCUCGAUAUCAUCGCCUAACGCUCUUAACAACUCAGGUUUAUCACACCACGCAAACUGCAGUCCGACUAACUACUGUGGUAUUUGCCGUAAGAAGAGGGAGGAAAUGACACACUACGGUAUUUACCACCAGGAUGACAGUGUGGACAUGGUGAUGGGAGGGGUUAUUGACAGGAUUGAUCACCUGAUAGAUAGGUUAGGUAAGGGUGGUUACGACAGGAAGGAGUUUGGUUCUGGUAAUAAGGAGAAUAAUAAAAAGGAGAAUGUCGGUAUUAUCCUUCCCUGUGAGGCGUGCACAAUCAGAGCCCAGAAACGUUACGCCCACGCUUCAUGUCAGACAGAGGAACCAGCAAUAGAUGAACAUGAUCUGGAGGUGGAGGACAUUGAGCACGAGGGGAACCAUUCUAUUGACGAGGCCAAGAUUAUUGAGUUGAAUGAAUCAGCAGAGCUAGCACCUUUACCUACUGAAAACAGUAAAUUAAGUCCACCUAAGAGGGUGAAGAAAAGCUCGUCUUCUCCGAACGUGAAGAAGUCAAAUGGUGUCUACACGGAUGUAGAUGACGACAAUUUGUCAGUACUUAGUUCAGAUGAUGAAGAUUUCUCGAUGGAGCUGGAAACAGCGGCCCACGAAGACGACAUGCCCCCAGAAGUUCGAGAGUAUGAGAUAGCAUCCACCCUUCGACGUGAAAUGCCAGAAGUGGGCUCCACGGAGACUGUUCAUUUCAAGAUGUUGCCCUACAGGAACCUGUAUGUUAUGGGCCAGAAGAAGUUUAUUGGCUGUCUGCCAAGCAGAAUUGCCUUGAGAAGCAACUACGAGCUGAACUACCAUAUUACGGUCUUCAAAACGCUGUCCUCUGACCGGCCAGAUAUCAGGAUGAAACGGCUCAAAGAGUUAGUGUCCAACAGAAACAAGACAUCACCCUCCCGAAAAGGUCCAAUGAGUCGAACACUAGACUCCUCCAAGCUGGGUAACCUGCUGGUAGUUGACAUUCCCAGAUUCAGCAGAGAAGCGAAGCGGAGAUCUGGUGGUGACAUCAGGAUACCCGUUAUAAACUUGAGGGACGGACAUAGCAACAAGCUGUGGUUGAGUGAGAGGGUUUCUGCACUGCUUAUGUCAAGAUCCCCGAGAUUGAGAUUUGCGAUAGAGAUAGCUAAGUCGAACAGAGCUCACUGGAAGUUGGCCGCUAAAGACCUCAUGUCCAACCAACGCCCCUUCAAGUACAGCUGUUUGUACGGAGGAAAGUCUUAUACACAGUUUUAUCUGAACGAGAUGAAAAGAUUUGUAACUAAACCGCUCCUCUCCAAGUGUCUGUGUUACUAUGUUGAUAUCUACGAGGACAACAACAAAGACCACGUUAAAUCCAAGACUUUUGUCGGUUGUCUUGGUAACAUGGCCGCUAAGGACUCUAAAUCUACUCCUCUCAUGCACUUCGAGGAACGGAUCAAGGAACACGUAAGAUCGGGCCAGAAGCUGCACGAUCCGAAAGUCAAUAUCUUCAGUGUCGCUCUGCAAAACCCCAUCUUGUCCUUAGACGAACCCGGCCGCUUCCUUCCACAGAAGGGUUCACAAGAGAUAACGAAGUGUCCAAACCUCCUGUUUGUCCCACUGGACUUUGGGUUUUCCUCCUGGUCUAGACCCACCACUCAGGACCACUUAUCAGCACUGAAACAAGCGUACUGCGACGUGUUUAGUAGCAAUGGUCCCGCUGGGUACAAUGUCUGAGUUACACGUGACGUCAUCACAAACCACGUGACGUCAUCAACGCGUGAUGUUAUCACGUGGUUUGAUAUUUCUUUGCAUCAAGAUAUAUAACGCAGUUGGGUGCGGGGUGACACUGUAAAUAGUAAUAAUAUCGAGGGUUUCAAGGGCAGUACCAUGGCCAAAGUUUAAGAAGUGCGUCGUCUUCGAUGAACAGACGACGCACUUCUUAUUGAUAUGAAAACGUCUGAGAAAUGGAACAUGAACUAAGAGGAAGAAUACUGUGUGUUCAAGAAAAGAUAGCUGAUGAAAAGUUUUGGGCUUAUCUUGCCGACAACUCAUGAUACUUGUUCGUUGUCUUAACAUUGUAAAAACAAUCGGAGGCAUGUACAUAUGAAUGUUUCUUUUGACUGAAGUAAGCAUUUUCAUAACUGUGAAAUAUGUGUAUGUUAUUUAUAUUGAUCCAAUAUUGCAAGACAUUUGGUUACCAAUUAAAAUAUUUUGCGAUCAACACAGUCGAUGUUGGAGAAUAAAAAUGUAUGUCCCGUUCGACAGAUUUACUGAUUUAUGAUUUACUUUGAAACGAAUUGAUGAUUUCUCAGUUUUGAAGAUAAAUUAAAUUAAGUGCAAGAUUAAAUUUCAGUCUUUGUCUCUUGACGGAUGUUACUCGUCUAAAUUUCUUAGUAGCGCGCGCCGCUUUCUUCUCGAAAUGUUGGCCCGAUGGCAAGUGCUACGAAGUAGCGCGCGCCGGGCCAGAUCAUUAACAUAAACAAUGGUCAAUUUCUCUAAAUGUUCAAAGUUAGAUGUUCAAAGUUAACCGUAUAGAUAAAUUAUGACAUGAUGGCUCACUACGGUUUAUUUUUAGAAUUAGAAUUAGAAUACAUUAAAAUGCUCUAUGUUGUUUUGUUUGAAUUUUUUCUUCAGAAAUCGAUCAACUAUAAAGUGACCAACGAAGAAAAAUUUAGUUAGGCAUACUCAUAGUUUUGUUAUAAAUAAUAACCAUGAUUCUAAUUAAAAAGCUG
Messenger RNA from Bolinopsis microptera, 3002 nucleotides. RefSeq lists its product as uncharacterized. The coding region runs from base 4 to 2004 and encodes 666 amino acids. NCBI's taxonomy places the organism in Eukaryota, Metazoa, Ctenophora, Tentaculata, Lobata, Bolinopsidae. The transcript has 13 exons. The record is from RefSeq and is a predicted model, not a curated record.